Brenthis ino (lesser marbled fritillary) is the source of this 606-nucleotide messenger RNA. The record is from the annotation of a GenBank genome assembly. Lineage: Eukaryota; Metazoa; Arthropoda; Insecta; Lepidoptera; Nymphalidae.
AUGAAUUUGCUAUUCAAGAAUUUAUUCCAAUCAAGUGCCAGCAUAAUAAGGAAUAACCUACACACUACUGGACCGGAGUUAGCAUGGGCCAAACAAAACUUACCUAAAACCUUUAUUAGUAAUAACAAAAAAAUAUAUCCACCCCAAGGAAUUGAAGAAGAACCUAGACCUGCUUUUAUUUGUCACCAAAAGACAAAUAUUAAGUACAGCCCUGAAAAAUUAUGGUAUAUUGCUUGUUUUGUAAGAGGGAUGACAGUGGAUGAAGCUGUAAAACAACUUAGUUUCAUAAAUAAAAAAGGUGCAGUUUUUGUUAAAGAAGCGAUACUUGAAGCUCAAAACUUGGCAGUCACUCGACAUAAUGUUGAAUUUAAAAGCAACCUUUGGAUUGCUGAGUCUUUUUCCGGAAAGGGUAUGACAAUCAAAGGAAUAAGAAGGCAUGCGAGAGGGAGGAUGGGAGAAGUAAGAUAUCAGUACAGUCAUUAUUUUGUCCGUUUAGAAGAAGGAAAACCACCAAAAGAUUAUUAUAAACUAAAUCCACUAACACCUCAGGAACAACUAGAUAAAUGGAUGGAACAAAUGAGAAAACGGAAGAUUAUCAAUUCAUAU